AUGAGUCCCAGCGGCUCACGAGUUGCCUUUCAAGAUCUGAAUGAAUGGAAUUUGUUCCUCAAAACACCCGAGGCUCGAGAAAUCUUCCGAGGAGCCGGAAAAGGGGUCUCGCACAACUGCAUGAUGGCUCAGGUGUCAGCCCUCCGGGAUGCAUUGCCGGACGAGGAGCUCGCGGCACGUCUUGAUAAGGUUCGCACCAGCAAGGAAUCAACUUCAACUCAAGAGUUGACUCCAUCUGAACUGGCACUCAAUGGUGAGGUGGAUUCGUCGCCGGGUCCUCAAGAAAAGGCUGUGACUCUAUCGGGCAUGCGAGCCUCUGUCUCAGCCAGUCGAAAUUCAGGCCGAGUAGAGAACUUCCUUGAUGAAUGGCUUAAAAAGGCUAAGACUGUUGCAUGUAGUACAAACUGUGAUAUGAUUGUAUUUGCGGUAUCAAGACACCUAGGGCCACAUUCCUUCCAGUUGGUCAAAACGACACACGGUGCGACCCCAUUCCGCAAGUACGCCGACGACAUCAAUGGCCUGAACACCUAUGCAGCUCGCUUUCAGUCCUACUUGACUGGACACAGCACCGAUCAGAUUGCCGAGCUUGCCGAGGGACUUGAGAAGGACCCAUCAAGACCCAUCAGUGUCACAACACGGAUGUCCCGCCUCAUUGCCAAGAAAACAGAGAAGAUACUGGUCAAAUGGCCUUGGUCAAGAAACGAGAAGAAACUUGCGGCGGCAGGCUUUCGCCUUGUCCUCCACCCUGAAAUACGAACUCCUUAUGAGAAGAUCUCCUCACCAAGCCGUCGCCUCACGCCGACCAAUAUCCGCCGGCUUCAUAUUGACUUGGAUGACCGAUUUAUUGACAUUGUCAAAGUAAAUCCUUCAACCAAAUCCAACAACACUGACUCAGAUGCAAGCAGUAGCGAAUUGACGCCUGUUCCUCAAGGCAAACAAUCAACCGCUGGUAAUCAAGUCAAACGACCGAAGCCUGUUCAUCAAGCAAAACAACCAAACCCUAGUCAUUGA
Molecule: messenger RNA, 1011 nt
Organism: Puccinia triticina
Lineage: Eukaryota; Fungi; Basidiomycota; Pucciniomycetes; Pucciniales; Pucciniaceae
Exons: 4
Coding region: 1-1011 (336 amino acids)
Source: RefSeq, a predicted model, not a curated record